UCUAACAAAAAUCCAAGAGUUUUAUGUAAGUGAUGACGUAUUAAAAACUUCAUAUAUAAAUAUAACUCCCCCAUUAUUUCCUAUACACACCCACAGAAUGACGAAAAAGCUCGUGAAAUACUCCGUUGUGGAUGCAUUUACAGACACGCCGUUUAAAGGAAACCCAGCGGCUGUGUGUUUGUUAGAUGACACUGAGAAAGAUGAUAAGUGGUUGCAAUCAGUUGCAGCUGAAUUUAACAUCUCCGAGACUUGUUACUUGACUCCGGUUGCCGGUUCCAGAUUUAAUCUCAGAUGGUUCACACCUGUAGCUGAGGUGGAGCUUUGUGGUCAUGCAACUUUAGCAGCCUCCCACUUUCUUUUUAACUCUGGCUUGGUAAAUUCUAACACAAUCGAAUUCUCAACACUUUCCGGAAUUUUAACUGCCAAAAGAAUCCCGGCUAACAAGAUCAACGGCGAAUCAGAAGAUAGUUUCUACAUAGAGUUAGAUUUCCCUGUUGUGCCGGUUUCAGAUUACAAUGAUCUUGAGGUUUCUGCAAUUUCGGAAAUACUAAACGGUGUUUCCGUUGUUGAUGUGAAGACAAACACACUAGAUGAUAUCUAUGUGGAGCUUUCAUCAGCGAAAGAACUGGUGGAGCUCAAGCCGCAAAUUAAUAAGAUUAAAGCAGCCCCGGGUAGAGGGAUAGUAAUUACAGCGCGUGCGCCUGACGGGUCAGGGUUUGACUUUUAUAGUCGCUUCUUCUGCCCGAAAUACGGAAUUGACGAGGAUCCUGUUUGUGGGAGUGCACAUUGCGCGUUAGCAGACUAUUGGCAUGAGAAGUUGGGGAAAUGCGAUUUUGUUGCAUAUCAGGCAUCACCUAGGAGUGGCGUAUUGCACGUCCAUCUCGAUAAGGAGAAUCAAAGAGUACUUCUUCGAGGUAAAGCCACCACAGUCAUGGAAGGAUCUCUUUUGGUCUAAAAUUCGGACCGCUUAUAUCAUCCUCUCAUUGCAAUAAAGCAUAUAUGCUUAGCUAAACUAAUGUGUAUGUUGUAUGAUGUAUUAUGACAUUUGCAAUAUUUGAAACCAAAUUAUCAACUUAUUGUUGCCAUCUAUUCUUGUGUUUGAUAACUGAAAAUUGAAAAUCAUGUAUUUUUUUUUUCUGAUAAUUAUGUAAGUCCUUUUAUUA
Messenger RNA from Helianthus annuus (common sunflower), 1163 nucleotides. RefSeq lists its product as uncharacterized. NCBI's taxonomy places the organism in Eukaryota, Viridiplantae, Streptophyta, Magnoliopsida, Asterales, Asteraceae. Gene Ontology annotation, molecular function: isomerase activity. Gene Ontology annotation, cellular component: cytoplasm. Gene Ontology annotation, biological process: biosynthetic process. Bases 98 to 955 code for a protein of 285 amino acids. The record is from RefSeq and is a predicted model, not a curated record. The transcript is spliced from 6 exons.